Colletotrichum abscissum is the source of this 852-nucleotide messenger RNA. RefSeq lists its product as uncharacterized. NCBI's taxonomy places the organism in Eukaryota, Fungi, Ascomycota, Sordariomycetes, Glomerellales, Glomerellaceae. The transcript is spliced from 4 exons. The record is from RefSeq and is a predicted model, not a curated record. The coding region runs from base 1 to 852 and encodes 283 amino acids.
AUGAGAGAAGCUGUCAUUACUCCCGACAUCCAGGUCGAAAUUCGCGAUGUACCAACUCCCGUGCCCAAAGCCGGAGAAGUCCUUGUCCGAGUGGUUGUGUCUGGCGGCGACUAUCCCAAUGGCUUGCCUGGUGGCAAGCUUUGGCCUUCAACCAAGAGGGUGGUUGCAGACAUCCAGUCGGCCUUUUUCAAGGCUGGAAGCGGACCUGCCUGGUAUGGACUUGAUGCUGCCACCAGCGAAGACGGUGCUCCCGAAUAUACAGGAAUACUCAUCGAAGCACUGGGCACUCAGUGGGGAUUGAGCGGUAAUCGACCUCGUGUUGCCACUGUUCAAGGUGGUGCCAGAGUUUGUGGCCUUGUAGAUGGGGAUUACAUCAACGUCAUGCUGGUUCAUACUGGCUCAUACUGGCAGAUAGUUGCAGGACUGUCCGGCACGCUCGGAAACGUUUGUUUAAUCAACCCUUUGCAGAUGGCCGUCAACAAGCCUAAGAACAUUGAUGACGAUGAUCUUAUGGAAGGCAAGGAGAUCAUUACAAGACCGAUGGACCAGCCAACUUGUAUGUCUUUUGCACUCCAGCGCAUCCACCUUGCCGAGGUUUUCCGGGCAUCGCUUGAACAAACGCAGUGUGCAGGGUUAAGUCCAGAGGCCAUCGGUUAUCAGCAGGUACAAGAGCUCGACACCCAGCUUGUUCGCUUUUGGGAUGACACUCCCGCGUUCUUACGACUUGACCAUGUCUCGGGAGGCAUGAAGGAUGAUCAAGCGAUAAUGAGAAUCCAGCGGUACGUGCUGCAAGUUUUCGUUCAUGGUCAAAGAUGCAGGAUCCACCUCCCGUUUCUCGCCCGCGGCGCCUGA